This is a messenger RNA of Podarcis lilfordi (Lilford's wall lizard), 43309 nucleotides long. NCBI's taxonomy places the organism in Eukaryota, Metazoa, Chordata, Lepidosauria, Squamata, Lacertidae. The record is from the annotation of a GenBank genome assembly.
AUGGAGACGCCGGCGGCGCCCGGCAGCGGGAGGCGGGGGAGGCAGCGGCGGGGCCACGCGGUGCUUGCCGUGAUCGGCGAGGUCGGCACCGAGCAAGAGCGGGAAACGCUGCGCCGGAGCCUCGAGCGCGGUAAGGACGGGCGGAGGGAGGGAGGGAGAAGGGGAGGCCUGCCGGAAGCCGCCGCUGCCGCCGCCUGCGCGUUCAGCACCCUGGAGAGGGCCUGCCGUGUCGCCGCCGUCGGGAGCACCUGAGGGGCGCGUGACCGGUUGGAUCUGGCCCUGGCGCGGCGCUCCCUGGGCCGGAAUUCCCAAGCGCGGUGGCGUCCCCAUCCCCGGAGAGUCCGUGGCUGGGAGGGGGCGGGACACUGGCCGCCAAGAGGAGGAAGGAUAAGCGGGUCGCCAGGCCCAGCCGCCGCCGCUGGACCUGCCCAGGGAGCUCGCUGAGCGGGGCGGCUUCUUCUGGCCGGAGCCUUCUCCUUGCCCGCUGCUACCUGGGCAGGAGCCCCCGAGGCGCUACUCCCUGGAAGAUCCACCUGGCGGUCAGUCUUCUUGCCAUUUUAAUUUUGCCGGUUCGGGAGUAACUGAAGACAAAUUUGCUCUGUCAUCUAUGGGAGAGCCCGGGAACUGUCAUCGUUUUCGUCUAUUAGUCCUUUCUUCUUAAACUGCUGCAGUGCCCAGAAGUACAGGACUCCAGCUGAAGGCUGACCAAAGCAGAAUUUAGCGGUCCCAUAGCUUAUCGUGAUCCAGACACUAUGUUUCUGUUGUAGCCUAGAAUUGUAUUAGCCUUUUUAGUAGCGGCAUCACAUUGCUGGCUCAUUUUUAGCUCAUGGUGUGCUAAGAAACCUGGCUCUACUGUCAAGCCAGGUGCUUUCCACCCUGUACUUGUGUGUCUUGAUUUUCCUACCUAAAUGCAUAAUGUUGCAUUUAUCUGUGCUGAAAUUAAAUUUGUUACUUUGGUCCAGUUCUUCAUCAUGCUAGACUCACCUUGAAUUUUGUUGGCUUGGUGAUAUCUGCUGAUUUGAUGAACAUUUUCUCUACUCUUUUGUGUCCAAGUCUUUUAUACAAAGUUGUUGAGCCACCAGCUACACAUCUGCAUAACAGUAGCAGGUCUUUCAUGUGGGGGUGGGGAACCUUCAUAGGCAGUAUUCUGGGAACUGUUUGUCAAAGAUGGGCAGGACUAGAAGCAAAAUGAGUUGAGCAACAGAUGUGACUCUUCUUAGUACAAUAGACUACAGCCCUGCCACAAUAAAGCCAAUGAUUUCCCCGCACACCCUUCUCCAUCCACUGACACAAUUCAAGGACACAUUUCAGCCAGGCAAAAGCCUAUAGGAGGAACUGGAUCCAGAGCCCUUGAGGGUUUUGGCUUGGGGAAAGUCUAAAGAGUUGGAUAAGGAGUUCUGGAAGUCUCUAUUCUGCCCCUGAAUCCAAGAGUCCCCAAGCUUAGUCUAUCACACAUUUUAGCAGCUUGUCAACAAGAAUAUUGUGGAGGAGCUUGUUGAAAGCCUUGCUGAAAACAAGCUAUACUACAUCUUGUAACAUCCCCCUGUUCUAUCAAGUUAGCUGUAAAAUGGGGGAGGUAGAUGAAGUUCGUCUGGUAUGACUUUUUCUUAAGAAAAUUGACUUGUAGUUGCAUUUCUGUCUGGCACAAUGUUGCUGCUUCUGCUUGAACUGAUGGGAAUGAUGGAGUAUAAAGCUAGGAGUAAACAAAUACAAAGUAUAUACUGUAAUCUUUCCUGCAAAGGGCAUAAGGAAUGAGACAGUAAGUGCACUCCCAAUAAGGCUUUACAGCUGGGGUGGAACCCUUAAUGCCCUCUCUCCUCAGGAACUCCAGCCUGGCAGGGGGGAAAGGCAUGCAACCCCACUGACCAUGUAUCCAGGUAAGUGAGGAAGGUUCCUCUUCUCUGCAGCCUGGAGGGUGUGGCUGGUGCUUGCCCAGCUGCUGCCAGCAAAAUGUCCCAUAUUGGCCCUCCCCCAAGAAUGCAAAUCAGUGUCAUGGGAUUGACACUGCAGUGCUAUUCAAGGACCUCCUAGUUGCAGCUCUGAUUUUCAGCAACUUAUGGGAAACCCACAUCUUUCUUGCUGCACAUAAGGGGAGCAGAUGGAAGCAAGCUGGCAAGCUUGGAAAGAGGCAGGUAGUGGCUGCUGCUGCUGUUGCGGCUGCUGCUGUGGUGUGUAGUUGGUGCUGCAGUGCAGCUUUCUUUCCUGCUAGUUCCUGGACUUUCUCUCUGCAGUGAGUGUGAAGCAGGAGCAGCAUGAAAGUGCCUCCUUGGUGAGCAGGAAGUAGGUGAGGGCUCUUUUCUUACCUGGCAUUCUCCAGGAAUGGAGUAAAGGCAGCCCUCUUGUCUCUCCUUAGGGUGAUAUUUGUAGCACCUUGUCAAUGUGGAUGGGUCAUUUCAAGGGAAUGAAAGAGGAAUUGCCACUGUGGUUGGCUCCUCCUUUGGACAUAUGGAAAUCACCUCCUUUUCUUUUCUUUUCCUCCCCUGUGGUUGGCUGAAUCCUUUUAAAGCAGUCUUACACUGCAGGGUUUGUGGAGAGGGGCUGUCUUUGUAAGUCUGGAAGGGCAUUGCUUUAUUCUUAUUUAAUUUCAAAAAUACAUAUCUCUUGUUUUUAAAUUUAAAUAAGUUUCUAAAGCAAUGCACAAUACUGGUAAAACAGCACAAUGUAAAUGUAAUAGCACAUUAUUAUUAAUUUUUAACUCAAAAGAUCAGUGGAAAUAAAAUAAGUUGGACAACAUAACAGGGAAGAUAAAACAGGCUGUACACAAUUCAGCAAAUAAAAUUAAAAUGUUGCUCAUGAAAAGCUCCUACAAAUGAAACAGUCUUUAUCUGGCACUGGAAACUUAGCAAACGUGUGGAGCAGCUGUAUAUGGAGGGCGUUGCAGUGAUGGGACAUAAUCUCUCCAGCUACCACCUGCCUUGCUUCUGCAGGCAAAGGAAGGUUUGCAUAGGAGUAGGUGGUCUUCCAGAUAGCAAGGUUCUAAGGCAUAAAUGAUUUUAAAAGGUAAAACUAGCAGUUUACCUGGGGGAAAUGGGAAAUCUGGAGCUACUUUUGAACAUAAUGGUGUGUUCCUCAUUACUAGUACCAAGCAAUAACCUAAACUGCAGCAUUUUACAUUUCUGCAUUGUCUUCAAAUAUAAUCUAAAGAUAGAUGGGCAUAGUAUGGGCAAUAGUGGCAAGGGGUCACAGCUAGUGAACCUGACUAGUCUGAUGAUGCAGAUGCCCCAGGAUAUCCAAAUUAUUAGAAGGAUUUAACAGCACUCCAAAAUUCUGGGCUUGAUCCUUAAGGGGUGUAUAGUCCCAUUCCGAAUAGGCCAAAACUGUCUUCCUAGUCACAUUUUAUUUGUUUCUUAAUUUAUUGCAUUUAUAACUCUCCAUUUCCUCCAUGGAGUAUGAGGUGGUAUACAUCAUGCCCCUCCUUCUUCAUUUAACUCCCACAACAGCCUUGUGAGGUAGGUUAGGUUGAGAAGCAGUGAUGGCCCCUGGUUACCCAGUGAGCAUCAUGGCCAAUUGGGGAUUUGAACCCUGGUCUCCCAAGUCCUAGUCUGACACUUUAACUUCUAUACCAUUCUGGCUUAGAUGAAAUUCCUCUAAAAAGCAGUUCUGUCUUGCCUGGACUCACAUAGUAUAUAAGCCCCCAUCCAAUCCAUUACUGACCUCUGACACCUAUUCAGAACUAUUUGCUCCUCUUGUUCACCUGAAACCAGAACUCUUCCUGCUGGGACUAAUGGCUGUACAACUAGAAAAAGAAUAUGGAAUACAAUAUAUGAUCACAGCAGUGAGAUUUUAAUAAGCACAACAAAGACAGAAGAACUUACUAUUACCUACUAUGAAAGAAUGGUUAUUGAAAUUAAUGGAUUUGGCUGAGAUUGCAAAGUUGACAUGUUAGAGAAAAAUCAUUGUUGACAUUUUGAAGACUGAAAAAAGUUGGUUUAUGUAAAGUAGAAGAGUUGGAUGUUAUUGUGGAGUAAGUUUUUGCACAAGCUUUUAAAACUAAUAGAUGGAGAAUUGGAAAUCUUUUCUUUUUCUGUAACUUAUUUAUUUUAGCUUUUAUUUUUAAAAAUGCUGGAAAUUUAAUGCUGAAUUCUUUAUAUUGUUUAUUCCUUGUUUGUUUUUCAAGCUUUAAUAAAAAUAGCUUUUUAAAAAAAUUACUUUUAGCUCCUCUCCUAAAUUCAAGGAAGACUGGAAGGUCCUUGAGGGACGUUUUCCUGAUUCCCACUAUUUCACUUCAUUCAUUCCAGCAGCACCAUGAUAAGCUGAAUGUUAGGGAACAUAAUGAGGAAAUCUGUUUUGUAUGGAGUAUAGAUUACAAUGUAUGCAACUGAAAUUGGUACAUAUUGUUUGGUCUUAAAUUGUUCUGUCAUUAUCAAAUUGAGCAUACAUGCUUCUUGUGUGUAUGUCUUGUACAUUUUAAAUAACCUUAGAAAUGACAGCCAGAUAGCCUGUCUUGGGUGGUCCCAGUUUCAUUCUUUAUUGUCCCAGUUCCUUUAGUCUUUACUGAAAUUGGAAUAUUCUGUGUACAGUUUUGACCAGAACCUGAGACUGGAUAGCCCAGGGUAGAAGAGAUGCAUUUCAUUCAGGGUGCCCCAUUGCAUUGAAAGGUAUUCUCCCCCCCCCCCCGGUCUAUUCAAACAAAUUAAGCCCAAUAGUGUUAGAAAAAAUAAAUACUUUAGCUCCAGGUCAGUCCCCUGGUACUCCAGGGAGCUUGUGGUCAUAAAUCUUCAGUAGCCCACUGUAAUUUACUUGCAAAUAACUUCAAAUUGGGUUCUGCUUUGAAUACUGCAAAAAUAUGGGCUGCUGCCUUGACUGCAUCUGGUAGCACUUGCUUGGAUGAGUUUCAGUUGUUGCAGCCAGAGGGUGAAGGCAGGAUGCAUGGAGAGACAAAGUUUCCCACUUCUGUGCUCUGUUGGAAGCUGCUGCCAAAUAAACCUUCCUUGGACCAUCACCAUGAGCUAAAUAUAAAUCAGCAAUCCAAUGCAGUAACUAAAAAGGCCAAUACACUUCUAGACUGCAUUAACCAAUGUAUAAAAUAUCCACACCACAAAACUAAUGAUGGCACCCUAUUCUGCUUUGGUCAGACCUCAUCUAGACCUACCUGUGUCCAGCUGUGGUGGGCACAGCAGCUGAAGGAGUUCCCAACUGGAGUAUGCCCAGAAAUGGGCAACAAAGAUGGUGAGGCCCCUGGGAACCACAUCCUGUGAGGAAAAGAUGAAGGAGGUGGGUAUGUUUAGCCAGGAGAAGAGACCAUUAAGAGGUGAGAUGAGACAAAACCAUGUUCAUAUACUUAAAGAGUGUCUCAUAGAUAAUGGAGCAAUUUAUUUCUCCAGAGAAUAGGACCAGAACUAAUAGGUUAAAAUUAUAGGAUUUCUACUAACCAUUAGAAUGAGCUUUCAAUGGUGGAAGAGACUGCCUUGGAAGGUGGGGGGCUCUCCUUAAUUAUAGGUUUUUUAGUGCAAGUUGUAUGGUCACCCAUCAUAAAUGCUUUAGCAGUAGACUGACAAGUGGGGCUGAGCUGAGGUACCUUCCAGUUCUUUGUGUGUCCAGCCUUACUCAUUGAUACAGGUGCUUGAAUUGGUGGUAAGGACCUGGCUCCAAAUAUUCCUAAAUGGUGCUGAUGAUAUGGACUUAUUUCAUCUCACUUCCAGCCUGCUUUUAGGACUAAAACUGCUUUGGUCAGCAAGGCAACAUCGAUGAAGCUGAUCAGCAUUGAUGAAGCUGGUCAGUGCAGUGUACAUCACUGCAGUGUAGUAUAAAUCUGUGCUAAAUGAAAUAGGACAUACACAAGCCCAUUCUUCAGCUUUCCAUAGUGCCAGGUGGCUGAGGCAAACAGUCCCUAUGAAGGAAUAUUCUCUGGACAGUGUGGAAGAAACUCAACUCAUGGACCUGAAGGUGACUCCCACCGCAUGAUGGGGAAGCCACAUGGAUUACCUGGAGAGGCUAAACUGCUGUUUGGAAGGACAGACUGAGCACCCUGCUGGGAUAGGAAGGUGAUUAGCCCUCAUAGAUUACGUGGAUUAAAGAGCAAACUCUGAGGCUAUCAGGAUGCUCAGGGGCUUUGGGAAAGUGAUUAGGCAGUAGAAGCUUGGACUAGAGUUGGACUCUCAUCCAAGGAGCAAAGCAUCCAAUGCACAGAAAAGGACUCUUGUUCCUACUGGGUGGUCAAACCCACUUCCUUUUUUUUUUUUUUUAAUAAUUUUUUAUUAAGGUUUUAAACAAACAAAAAAGAAAAACAACACACACAAAAAACAAUACAAAACUUAACAAUAAAAACACAAAACAUAACACUUAAAAACAAACUCUCUUUUCCAUUUCCAAUUUUAAAUUACUUAUUUUCUGGACUUCCUCAUACCUCCCUCUUUUGUAUUCCAAUCCACAUUAUUUGUCCAGCAGUUUCUUUUCCACUUUUUAAUCUCAAUCUUUAAUUUAAUAAAACAUUAAAAUAUAUAACUUCAACUUUUUAAACCUAAUCCUUGAUCUUAAUGUCAUAUAGCUUUAAAUUUUUCCCUUUUAUUAUCAAAUUUCCAUUUCUUUAAACAUCUUUAAUCUUGAUCUUUAAUCUUAAUCUAUCCUUAACUUUAACCUGUACAGCUGGAAACCACUUGUUUUCAGUCCAACAUCACUCUAACAUUCCUUAAUUUUGCAAUGUUUCUGAAGAUAGUCUUUGAAUUUCUUCCAGUCUUCCUCCAUCGACUCUUCUCCCUGGUCACGGAUUCUACCAGUCAUUUCCGCCAAUUCCAUAUAGUCCAUAAGUUUCAUCUGCCAUUCCUCCAGCGUGGGAAGUUCUUGUGUCUUCCAAUACUUUGCGAUAAGUAUUCUUGCUGCUGUUGUUGCAUACAUAAAGAAAGUUCUAUCCUUUUUAACACCAUUUGGCCUACUAUGCCCAGGAGAAAGGCCUCUGGUUUCUUGGGGAAGGUAUACUUAAAUACCUUUUUAAUUCAUUAUAUAUCAUUUCCCAGAAAGCCUUAAUCUUUGGGCACAUCCACCAAAGGUGAAAAAAUGUACCUUCAAUUUCUUUACAUUUCCAACAUUUGUUAUCGGGCAAGUGAUAGAUUUUCGCAAGCUUGACUGGGGUUAUGUACCACCUGUAUAUCAUUUUCAUAAUAUUCUCUCUUAAGGCAUUACAUGCCGUAAAUUUCAUACCUGUGGUCCAUAACUGUUCCCAGUCAGCAAACAUAAUGUUAUGACCAACGUCCUGUGCCCAUUUAAUCAUAGCCGAUUUUACCGUUUCAUCUUGAGUAUUCCAUUUCAGCAGCAAGUUAUACAUUCUUGACAAAUUCUUGGUAUUGGGUUCUAACAAUUCUGUUUCUAAUUUGGAUCUUUCCACCUGGAAGCCAAUUUUCCUGUCCAAUUUAAAUACCUCCAUUAUUUGAUAAUAAUGAAGCCAGUCUCGCACUUUGUUUUAUAGUUUUUCAAAACUCUGCAAUUUCAGUCUAUCUCCGUCUUGUUCCAAAAUUUCCCAAUAUUUCGGCCAUUUGACCUCCAUAUUGACCUUUUUCAAAGCUUUCGCUUCCAUUGGUGACAGCCACCUUGGGGUUUUAUUUUCUAGCAAAUCCUUAUAUCUUAUCCAGACAUUAAACAGCGCUUUCCUGACAAUGUGGUUUUUAAAUGCUUUAUGUGCUUUGACCUUAUCAUACCAUAAAUAUGCAUGCCAUCCAAAUACAUUAUUAAAACCUUCUAGAUCCAAAAUGUCAGUGUUUUCAAGAAGUAGCCAUUCUUUCAACCAGCAAAAGGCUGCUGAUUCAUAGUACAGUUUAAGGUCUGGCAGGGCAAAUCCACCUCUUUCCUUUGCAUCCGUUAAUAUUUUAAAUUUUAUUCUGGGUUUCUUGCCCUGCCAGACAAAUUUAGAAAUAUCUUUCUGCCAUCUCUUGAAACAAUCCAUUUUGUCCACGAUCUGCAAAGUUUGAAACAAAAACAACAUUCUGGGCAAUACAUUCAUCUUUAUCGUAGCAAUACGGCCUAGCAGUGAAAGCUUCAAAUUUGACCAAAUUUCUAAAUCUUUUUCACUUCUGACCAACAUUUUUCAUAAUUAUCUUUAAAUAAAUUCCCAUAUUUUGCUGUCAUGUUAAUCCCCAAGUAUUUAACUUUCUUAACCACUGUUAAACCUGUCUCAUUCUGAAACCUCUCUCUUUCAAACGGUGUUAAAUUUUUCUCUAAAACCUUGGUUUUUGACUUGUUCAAUUUAAAUCCUGCCACUUGACCAAAUUCUUGAAUCAGUUCUAAAACCCUUUUUGUACUAGAUUCUGGCUCCUGUAACGUCAAUACUAAGUCAUCUGCAAAUGCUCUCAAUUUAUAGUGUUUAAUUCCGACCUGUAUACCUUUAACCAUCUGGUCCCUUCUAAUCAUAUUCAGCAGAACCACCAGGAGGUCAAACCCACUUCCUCACCCAAGGUACAAGCCAGGCCUGUGUUCCUCUUAAUCAGUGUACAGCUUUGGUCUCUUCCAGGAGAGCACAUGAACUCAUUCCUCUCUCCCUUUCUCUCAACAGGUCUUCGCUCAUGGGACAUUGACCUCUCUUCCUGUGACCUUAAUCAGCAACUGAGACUGUUUGUUACACGUCAUCUUGCACAUUUUUCAUCAGAGGUCAAAGGUCAGUGCCCACCUUGUUUAUCUUAAUUUUUGAGAUUUGCAUUUAUGCCCAGAGCUACUGUCAGCUUUGAGGGAGGCUUCUGGGGUGAUGUGCUGUCUCCUGGUGGCUUCAGAAAUAGGAGCAGAGCUCUGUCUGCUGCCAGCCUUACUCUUUCCUACAGUGCACUGGGAUGCUAGUGGCAUCUGACCCAGCCCCAAGGGAGAGUCUAUGGGGCACAAUGGGCUACUCCAAGUUGGGGGGGGGGAGUCCAAGUUGGGGGCUAGGAAGCAGCCUCAGGCUGCAGUUGCAGCACCAUGGACAGCUCCAAAUGGGCAGCUUGGAGUUGCUGCACUCCACUGACAUUUUAUGUUUGUAUUGGGCUGGGGUCCUCAAACUUUUUAAACAGGGGGCCAGUUCACCGUCCCUCGGACACUGUUGGGGGCUGGACUAUAGUUUGAAAAAAAUAUGAACUAAUUCCUAUACACACUGCACAUAUUUUAUUUGUAGUGCACAAAAAACAGGAAAAACAAUACAAUAUUUAAAAUGAAGAACAAUUUUAAUCAACAUAAACAAGCCAGGCCCAAGCCAGGGGUGAGGUGGGGUAGGGGGAUCCCCUCUCAAAGUUUCUGCAUUUGCAUAUAAUAUUUUGGGGUGGGGCCACCGAAGGCUACAUAAAUGUGCUGUUCCACACAAACUCCCAUUUCAAUACACACACCUUUGAAGGGGAAAGGGCAAGAUAUUGCUGUGGGAGCAGGAGGGAGGAAAAGAGAUGCCUGCUAUCCCACCGCAAGGCUGUGGCAGUUGAGGGCUGGCAGUGGAGACCACGCAGCUUGCCCUUCCAGACUUACAGCAUUGGGGAAGGGGGGUGUUUGCUCCACACGACCUCCCACCCAACAGCACCCCCUAAACAUCCGACUCGCCCCCUCCCCUUUCCCAACCAUUAGGAGGGAAGUGGUUGUGGGAGGGGGGAGAACCCUCCUCACCUUUCACCCCCCAAAAAUAAAACACCCGCCCAUUCAAGUGAGGGGGGGAUGAGGAGGCGAACCCCCACCACCACUUCUCCUCACAGGAAGGAGGCUCCGCUGCCACUGCAUGGUCCGGCCCCACUGCGCCCCCGCCACCGUUCAUAGGAGGAGGGCAGUCCGGCUGAGGAGGAGUGGGAGGGCUGAGGCAGGUGGUGGCGGCAGUGGUGCAGGGUGGCACACUGAGGCAGCUCCUGCUCCUCCCGCUGCUGCUGUCUGUGGAGCUGUCUCCUCAGCUCCACUGCUGCAUGAAUGAAGAGCUGGCGCCUCAUAAACACCCUCCUUUUCUCCCCUCCCCCACUUCCUCCUCUCCUUUGGGUUCUGCAAUGGCUGGGCGGGUCAGUUUUAGGACCCUGGCGGGCCAGAUCCAGCCCACGGACCGUAGUUUGAGGACCCCUGGUCUUGGGCCUGAUCUCCCCACUCCUUCAGUCUCUCCCCCAGAUCCUCAAGAGUGGAGACUCCCUGAAGCCAGUCCUUUGGCCUGAAUCCCAGCUAUCACCCUGUUACCUUGAGAGUGGCUGGGGUAACUGAAUCCAGAUGAGUGGCAUAUAAAUAAAUAAAUUAUUAUAAUUAUUAAUUAUUAAUUAUUAUUAUCAUCAUCAUCAUCCUCUCCCGCUUUCUAUAUCACCCGUGUUUGGGAGUGGGGUAGGGGUGGGGUGUCAAGGGUUCCUUGUGAGAAUCAGGCUCCGGAAGUGCUGUCUUUGUGGAGUUGUCUGUGACAGGGGGGUCAGAUACAGACUAAGGCUCAUUGUUGGGGAUUGAAGUUUAGCCCCUUUUCUGUUUGUAUUCCUGCUAUGCCUGGUGCAGCAGGCUUCUCCACUUCUGCUUCAAGAUUCCUGGUAACUGCUUGGGUUCAGGGUCAUGGUAGGCAUCCUGAGGAGACGGAAGCAGGGUGGUGGCAGCUGGAGCUCUGCUUCUUCUGAGCCAACAUCUCCUACAACCAGGACUCAGUUCUGGCACCUCUCAGGUAGGAAUAGGAAUAGACGGGUGGAAAGAUCAAGCUAGAUAUCAUCAGCAUAACACCACAGAGGUAGCUUAGAAGGAACAAAGGGAGGGGGCUGAGAACAGAGAACUAUCAGGUCUCCAAAUGGAAGGAGAAACCAUGGAAAAGAGACUUCAGAACCACAGGAGUUACCGUAAUUCAUGGAAGGAUGUUGCUACAUCUCAAAGAGCAAACUGAACUAAGAAAGAAAGAGAUGUCAAGAAAGAGUGUUGCACUUCCAUCUUUAAGGUGCCACAACACUCUUUGUUGAUGUCUCAUUUAUUAUUCUAAGCUUUAGUGACUGACAUCCACUUCCUUACAUGCAACCAUGGCCAGUGCUGAUGAAAUAAUUGGGGAAGCAGCUUGUGUAAAGCAAGGAGGGACAACCCUGAAGAAUGCGAGAAGUCAGAGAUGCAGGAAAGGAUGUAAACAGGCCUGUCUCCUGAUGCUUUCCCUUCAUGGAAGGAUAGCAAGAGAGUCAGGAGUUUGUGUGCAGCUCAUUACCCAUGGAAUCCUGGCCUUUGGUUCAUGGCUAGAUCUACACAGAGCUCAAUCUUGCUUCUAACAGGUUCUGGUCUGCAAGAUCCCUGGAGAUUUCAGCUCAUGUGUCAUCACCUCUUUAACAUUUCAAAGUCUCCAUGCAAGUCAAUGGAACGGGAGGCUUCUGUAGGAUGAGUUUUAUGGGUAGGAGAGGAUAUAUUAACUGCAAUUUAUCCCUUUUGGCUCCCACGUGUGUAGGUUGAACAGAGUUUUAAAAUCCCAUCCUUGGCAGCAAAAAUUUAAAGCAUAAGAAUUAGGCUGUAGAAUCAUAGAAUUGUAGAGUUGGAAGGAAUCCCAAGGGUCAUCUAGUCCAACCCCCUUGCAAUGCAGGAAUCUCAGUUAAUGCAUCCGUGACAGAUGGUCAUCCAACCUCUGCUUAAAAAGCUCCAAAGAAGGAGGGUCUACUUCAAUGCCUACUUUUAAAGUCCACUGUAAAGCCUACUUUUGAGCAAGUUCAGCUAUGAAAUAACCUGGUUUUCUAUUUCUUACCCCACUUAACAAAGAAUCAAGAAACAACUUGUAAAGUAAGUUUAAAACAAGAUUUACUUCCUUUAUAACCUUCCACUGGUUCACAGUAAAGGCAGCAGUAAAAACUAUGCAGGCAAAACAUGUAUUCAUAUCUACAGUAUAACCAGCUUCAGCCUAUAGCUGGAGCAAGUGGAGGUUUGUCUGUAUCCAAUGCUUGUCAAAGAAAGAAAGGGAGGGAGGGAGGAAGAAGCAGGAAAUGCUACAUGCUCCUUCUACAGCAGAAGAGGGAGAAAUGACAUCACAUAGAUGUCUACCAAUUGUAUUUCUAUGGUCUGAGUAUCUGCCUGUCAACAAUACAGCUCUGUGGUGUUAGCCCCUUCUCAUGCUAACUAGCAAGAAUAUGUAUUUCUAAAGUUUGGCUGCUAAUGUCCCACAUCUUCUACACACAGCUGAGUGCUUGGCUAGGCCACGGUGGAGAGUUAAGCGCAUGACAGAUUUGCUGCAACCUGACAAAUAUGAGAAUCCAAAUCUGCCUCAGCCCUGCUGGUGACCUGAAAUAUUAAGAGCAUUGAAGGUCUGCCAUACACUACUCUGUCCUGCCACAGUCUUCCAGUCAGCAAUAGGGGUGUAACACUGAGCUGCUCCUUGUUUAAUGCUUCCCAGCUCAAUCUGCAAUGCAAGCAUAAAAUGAUGGAUAUCAUGGCAAAAGUGUAAGCUGCACUCUCAGCUUCCACCCAACCUGCAACAGGGGCCUAACAGCUGUGGACAAGUAUUAGACCCCUAUUUUUGGAAACCGUAGGAUUCAGUGUGAGCUGUGCUGCCACUCCCUGCUAGCCACAACCCCUGUCAAGGGGUUAAUGAACAGUAUUUGCUUUGGAGUUUGUAUUAGCAGGGAUAAUUUAAAAAUGUUUCACACUAAAUAAGAAAUGAAUUUGCAACAAAGGAAAGAGUUUCUGCUCUAACAUUUUUUUGGAGGGUGGGUGGACACACUGCUGCCCAAAUCUAUCUAUAUUAAAAUAUUGGACUUUUCCAUUAAUUUCUAUAGGUCACUCUCACUUUCAUCCCUCGAGCAAUUUAGCCUAUCAACACAAUGGUCAACUCUGUCCUUUCUGUAUCUGGGUGUCUCUCUUUUGCUGGAAAAAGUGGAGAGAAAUGGAUCAAGAGAGACUGGAGGAGGAGACAGCAGCACAGAGGCCAAGCUGCCCACCUCCUACUCUCAUUAUGCCUUAUUUGCUCCCCUCCAGUUUUCUUUUCCAACUGACCACAGGUUCCGUGGAUAUGAAGCAAUCUGAAAUCUGAAUUUAAUCUGUGGAAAUCUGAAUUUAAGAUUGGAAAACUGAUAAACUGAAAUAAUGAUACCCACCCAUCCCUAGUGGAUGGUGCUGUUUUGCCUUCAUGCAGAUCUGUACUCACCCCUGAUCUUUGCGAAGAGAGGGAAGGAGGAUGACACACCUAUACAAUGUUUAUUGGGGAGUUGGGGUGAAGUAAUAUUCUUUGCAAUUGUUGUUUCUUAUGAGAUAAGCCAGUAUCACACUCUUCCAUAUAGAACCUCCCUGGAUUGUGUACUCAUUGCAGCUCAGUACAUGCACUUCCAAGUCAGUUAUAGGCACCUGUCAACUCCUGUAGGUGAGGCAUGAAAUUUUCCCUAUUACUCUCUUGCAUGAAGAGGCUGGAAUUCCAUUAUAUACAAAGCCCUUCUAAGACACAAAUGUAUUUCCCAAGCUGAAAAUCACACCUCUACCCUCACAGGCACCAAGCUUUUAUGUGCUGGUCAUCUGUCAGGAAUCAGCUGGAUAUCCUGUUCUGUAGACGUCUUAAUUUCCUGGAGUUUUGCUGCAUUCGCUGGAAUGCAUUAUACUGAUGGAGAUGAUGUCCCAGUCUCCCUGUUCAGCUUUCUCAGUGUUGGACAGAGAAGCACAACUCAAGUGUGUUUGCCACUGCUAGAGAUAUUCUGGGACAAUAUCUGAUCUUCCACAUCUUGAGUAAGAUGAACAGGCCAGCCUCUACACAAAAGAAGAAUAAGACCUCAGAAAUGGCAACAUUAAGAAUUAGUGUUUGUUAAUGGUGAUUUCUUAAUGGUGGUGCUACAUAUAAAUUAAUUAAUCAGUAAGAACAGCAACAGUUUAAUUGCUUUCCUGUUCUUGUUAACCUUAGCAGAACUAGUCCACUAAAUGCAUCCCUUGCCUGGACUAGGUUGGACAUCUCCCUGGACACCUUAAUUUAGACCAGAUUUGAGCUGGGCUUGACAGGCAGAAGCUAUAGCAGGAGUGGCCAAGCACAUACUAGGCCUGGCCAGUUGAAAGGCUUCCUGUUGCCAAUUGCUCUGAAUGUGGCAACACCUCCUCUUCCUUCCAGGCUAGCAAAUCCUUCCAACAGCCAUGAACAGCACUCCCAGGCCAGAGUGGCUUCCUGGCCACAGAAGUGGAACUUCUUGCUUCAAGCCCCCAAACUCCUCCCAUCUCUCUUGUCUUUUUAAUUACAACCAGCCUGGCAGAGCUUAGCAGACCCUCCGGGCAGCAACUGGGGUUAAGAGGACCUGUAAUUCAUUUCGGUUCUCUUAAUCAUAUGGGAUCUGUACGUUCAUUUCCAGGCCCAAGACGACAGCCAAGCAUGGUUUAAUGAUGGGAGGAUGCCUCCUGUUGUGGUUCCCUUUGGGCACCAGAUAGUGACAUUGGAUGUAUGCUAAAGCACAUCCAAAUGGGGGCUCAGCUCAGGCAUGCCAAAUCCUGCUCCCCCCCCCAAAAAAAUAAUUCUCUCUGCAGUUGGGCAUCAUUUUCUUGUGUGGAAACAGCUCCCCACAUUUCCCAGGGAAUCUGGCUUCUCUUCCAUUUUCACAGCAGCCCGUUUCGGUGACUUGGGAGAAAGCCCCUUUGGAAACAACGGGACUUAAUUUGGAGACGACUUGACUGCACUGUUGAUGCAUCCUCUAGAACAGCACUUGCGGGCUCCCCUUCCCCAGGUCUUGCAAGAGGGAAGUGGAGUGGCUCCUUUUGCAUCCACAACCUGAGCGAGCUCCUGUCCUGCGGAAGAGCCGUGCAACGCCCCCCACUUCCAGCCCUCUCUUGCCCCCUUUCCUGCUCAGUCGUGUGCUUGGGCAGUUCGGAGGCUUUGGGCCUUGCCGCGGCUCACGAGGGGUUAAGGCUGCCGGGGCGGGGGGGGGAGCAGCUCCGCCCCCUCCUCCCCCCCACUCCGCCGCCGCCGCUUUGCACUGACAGCAGCUGCCUGGCGCAGCCCAGGCCCAGCCGGCAUCGUCGCGGAGGGCAGCCGAGGGCGGAGGGACGCGUCGCCACCUCACCGGGUACGUGCAUGGGGUGGGGGGAGCGGGGAUGGGACCGGCCGCGGCCGGCCAGCCGGCCAGAGGGGUAGGUUCCUGGGAGGACGAGGGUGGCCAGAGCCCUCCGCGCAUCGCACGGGCCGAGAGGAGGCCCGUCGGGGGACGGAAGGGGGGCUGCACCCCGCAUGCCCGACCUCCGGAAGGGAGCGGAGUGGGGAGAGGAGGGAGGGGGCGCAGCAGCAUCCUCGUCCGCAGGUGCUGCCCCCCCCGGGCUUCAUUGCUUCCCCCCGCGGGGACGUGCCCCGAGGGGUAUCCCUGCCCGGGGGGGGACUGGUCUUGGGCAGAUGGGCCAGCUAGCCCUCCUGGGACUGGAAGGCGGAGGCGCUGGUGCUUUUGCUCCGGAAGGGGCAGCUCGCAGGCUGGCUAGCUAGCCUGCCCAUCAAGGCCUCCGGGAAAGGGUCCGGCCAGCGCCCCCUUUCGCCUUUGCCGGGGAGGGGGGACGCGGUGGCGGAGGCUCUUGAGCGCGCACGCGAGGCGCGCACACUGCGGCAAAUUUUGCAGCUGGCGCCCGCCUGCUCCAAGUGCCGCGUGGGGUGGGGGUGGGGGGCGCAGGGAGUCAGCUUGGCGGCCUCCGGCCUGCCGGACCCCUUGGGAGCACGCCUCCUCCGGGACCAGCCCCCGCCUUCUCAGACACCGAUGCUUCCAGAAGCGGUGCGGGAGGGGGGAUGUUCUCCAAGAGCUCUUGAACGCUGCCGGAGAUGCCGGAGAUGGAUUGGAAAGAAGCACUGCCCCCCCCCCGCACAUGCUUUCUGCUGGCCUGCUUGCCCAGCCCCCGUCGUUCCCCGCGUUGCUGCUCAGAUGUCUCAGCUUAGUCCCGUGGAGUUCCCCCUCUUCUUCCAACAUGGGUGCCCCACCCUCUGGUGCCAGUGAGGAUGCCAGCAGCACGGUGCCAAGCAUCAUCUUGUCUGCCAGUCAGGUCAAGCUCUCUCUCUCUCUGACCCCCCCCCCCAGUCCCACUGCCUCUUGGAAGCCCCUUCCCACAUCAAGGGUCCUAAGCACUUUAGAGGAGCCCUGCAGCUGCAAGAUCAGGCCUAAGGGGGCUCAGCUGGUACUGUACUCUGUUUUCACAAUGGCCAAGCAGGUGCCCCAAGGGGAAGCUCAAAAGCAGGACAAGAGCACAGUGCUCCUCCACAUUUCCUCAGCAUCCUGACCCUGGAGGGAGAACACAGCCAUUUGUGCUUGCACUAAUUGGUAACCUUAUCCCCCUCCAUGAAGUUGUCCACUCCUCUUUUCAAGUUUUCCCCAUUUGUGACCACCAUCACUGCCUCUCCUAGGAGUGAAUUUCAGGGUUUAACUCUGUGCUGCUGUGUGAAGGAGUCCUUCCUUUUGUCUGGCCUGGACCAUCCUGGCUGAGCCAAAGAAAGGAGGCCCCAGAAGCCGCCUGCUGAUGGAAGGCUUUUCUUCCUGCAUGUGGACAAUCUGUGAAAGUCACUAUCUGAAGCUACAGGAACAUCUGUCUAAGAACAAAUCAGUGGGGCUUAAAGGUGCUUAGCUUUGGCUGGAUUGUGCCCUAAGCAAGGCAUUAUCUUUAUUGGAUCAGCUGGCUGGUAUGGAGGAGAUACAGGCUUUUGAGUCAUACAACCCUCUUUAUCAGGCAGAAUGGAAUGGAAGCCAAAUCUUGGGGUGGGGAUGCUGCUUCCUCAUGCAGAAGCUUCCAGUGGCAUCCUGAGGCCAUCCAUUGCAAACGCUUCAACACUAGAGAAGAAUAUCAAUUUGAUUGCCAAAGGUUGCAGGGCAUUACAGGGAGCCAGGAGGCCUGGUUGCAACCCUAGGCUUGGCUACUCAGAAGUAAGCCACAUUGAGUUAUCUGGAACUUACUUCCAGGUAAGUGUGUGUAGGACUGAAUUCUUAAUUUUUUUCCUCCUCCAGGCAUAAAGGCCAAGGUACAGUGCAAUUACCUCUGAGGGUGAGGACUGGGUUAGUUAUGCAGAAGGAUACAGCCAGAGUUUGCAUCCAGAAUCGCUUCCCUGCUUCUCCAGCUCUGAAAGGUGAAGGGUAGUAGUGCCUCAGUCAUUAGAUCACCUCCUUUGUCUGCAAAAGGUCCCAAGCUUAGUCCUUGAUGACAUCUUCAGGUAGACCUGGGAAUGUCCCCUGACAUCAUGGAGUCUCAUUGUUGCCAAUCAGUGUAUAAAAAACUGAGUUUGGUGGACCCCAUUGGUCUGGUUCUGUAUAAGGCAACUGCUUCCACUGUGGUUCCACAGUAGUCAGAGUAGACCGAGUGUAGGAGGCCAACCUGCUAUGCAAAUUUUGGAGUGGAUUUUGCACCCCUGAUGCAAAUAAUUUUGCAUUCCCAAAGGCACGCCUCAUGGAGUUCUGGAGACUCAUUUCCUGUACUUGAUCAUUUUAAGGCUGCUUUCUUCAUGGUAUUUUUAAAAACUUUGUAUUAUUUCCCUAAGCUACAGAGUAAUUCCCAAUAAAACAAGUAAAUAAGAAUCCAUAAAAAACACAGUCCAUUAAAAGAACAACAAAUCACUAAGCAACAUUUAAUAGCAGCAAUCGGACCUCUCCUCCAAAUGCCCUCCAAGAAGAUGUACCCUCUUAAAAUGCUCUUAGCUACCUUGAAAGACUGCGUGGAAAGGAAAGAAAGGGAGACUUUCCCUAAGUAUAUGAUAAAGUACUAGAACUGGGUUUUGUUCCUAAAGCCCCAAAAUAGUUUUGUAUUUUGCAGCCAACUGAGGAGAAUUUAAAUUUAAAACUUUAAAUGGAGUUACAAGUACAUAAGACAUCUAGGCCAGCAUCUUGUUUCUCAGAGGUCCAGCCCCAGGUAUUCAGAAUCUUUUGAUCAUGGAGGUUUGUGUACAGCUAGCCUGACUGGUAGCCAUAAAGAGCGUUCAUGGGUUUGUUUAAUAAUUCUCCUUCAGAGCACUGGUGAACAUCUUGGGACAUCAAAUUCCAUGGUUCCACUAUAUAUUUUGGGAAGAAGGCCUUCCUUUUGUCUGUCCUGAAUCAUCCAACAUUCAGCCUUAUUGAAUGACCCCGCUGGUUUCAUGAGAAAGGAAGAAAAACUUCUCUGUAUCUAAUUUUGCCAUACCAUGCUGAAUUUUAUAUCUCUUUAGCACAUCUCUCUCUCUCUCUCUCUCUCUCUCUCUCUCUCUCUCUCUCUCUCCCCCUCCCAACACACACACUGCUUACCCUUUUCUUAAACUAAAAAGAUUUAGAGGGCUGACAUUAUUAAACCUGACAACCUAGUUUAUUCAUUUCAAUGGAUCACUUUGGCAGAACACCCCCUAAACUAUGUCACCUUUCUCUAUAGGAGAGUUGUGCCAACCCCUUCUCUCCUUCGUUCGGGUUGCCCAUUUCUGCACCUUUUCCAGCUCUCCAAUGGCCUUUUUGAGGCACAGAAACCAGAACGGUACACAAUAUUCCAAGUCAUUACAAUAUAGGGAGAUUCCCCCUCCCCCCACUUUCCUAAAGAUCCCUCAAAAGGAAUUCACCAUAUGCAAUUGGCCCACUGAUCUCACCUGAGCAAAGCUGCUCCUGGACAUCGCCAGGACCUGGACAUCUGUGUCCAAGGCUGGAUCCAGGAGCAUUCCAAGCUGCAAACCUGAGCUUUCAAGGGGGAUGCAGCUUCAGCCAAGGCAGACUGAAUCCCCAUUCCCUGAGCUGCCAUUCUGUGACUAGGAAAACAUCUGUCUUGUUGGGAUUAAGCAUCAUUUUGUUAGCCCUUUUCUGAUCCAAUGCUAACUGCAAAUGCUAAUGUAGGAGUUGGGGGGGGGGAGAAUGGAUUUAGAUGGGAAGGAAAUAUAGAGUUGGGGGUCACCCACAUCUCAGUAGCAUCAAAUCCCCAAAGCUUGCAUGACUUCUCUGAGCAGUUUAUUAAUGAACAAGUUAAAAAAAUCUAGUCCAUGUGCAGUCCCUCCUUUAGGAUGAGAAUUGUUCAAAUGCAAGGAGAUGAGUCAGAUGAGGACUGCAGGAGUUGAGUGGCUCCAUCUACAAAAACAUUACCUGAAGGCUCACUAGGUCACCCACCUUGCGUCUGCGCUCCCUCCUCUGUGUGGGUGCCACCCAUCUGCCUUACAAAGCUGACAUCACUGCUCCUACCUUUCCUUUCUGCUCCUUUCUAGUUCUCUUUGACCCAUCAGCUACUGACAGGUCACCCUACAGGUAGGUCUAGUUGCUGUGAAGUGCUGCAAAGGCAGGCCACCACCAGCAGAUUCAGAAAGGGAGUGGACAUCUUCCUGGAAAAAGAGUGGGGGCUCAUCAGUUGAGCCCCACGGGUUUCUGGGCAGUGCCAAGAAGCGAAUGGACAGUGGCAAAACUGCCCCCCUCCAGGGCCAAACUCUCUCUUUUUUCACAUGGUCGGCCACAGAGCCAAAUCCCAGCAGCCAUCAGAAUGGUAUGCAGGAAUCCAGAACAGAUGAUGGCUUUGUGCUUUGUCUGGCCCUGCUGGAGCCAUUGGCCUGGCACACAUUGUCAGCCACAAGGAGAGGAGUUCCUGCCCACUCGCAGGGCCAAGGGUUCUCUCGUUGCCCAGCUUCUAGUCUGCCCCCUCUCCAAAGGGCAAGAGUGGAACCCUAACCCAUUUGCAUGGGUGUUUGAAGGCAGAAGUAGAGGUGGGGCUGGGGUUUUCUUGCAAUAAAUUUAACUAUGGGCAGGGAGGAUGCAAAGAACUCCCAGCCACAGUAUGCAUGGCUUAGUCCAGAGCUCUAGCGCCAUCUAACGUCUUGAUCUGGUGCACCAUGUCUCAAGGGCCAGGCAGGGUAUUGAGGAGAUGUCAGAUUUCCAGUUCCCUUAGAUUUCUUUAGAUCAGUUGAUCAAACUCUUCCAAGGGACCCCUGUGUAGAGCAUGUUAUAGUAGAUGAAUAGACUGCUGUAAUGCACUCCAUGUGGGGCUGCCUAUGGAGACUUCACAUGAAACAGAAUGCAUGUGGAGGAGAGCAUAAAAAAGCAUAGAACAAGCCUGGGCUUUCCCUGACCCAUAGGUUUGGACCCUGUUUUAUGGGUAUGAACCCCUUAAAUUUCUGCUUGAUUUAGGUGUUUAGUCUGUCUUAUUGGCUGUCUUUUAGAUUUUAUAUUGUAUAUAACGUACACUAUUUAGAGAUUUUUGAAAUAUUAAGUAGUUUAGAAUUACUUUUUUAAAAGUAUAAAUAAAUAAGUCAUCACUACUACAUACCAAAUGCCUUUAGCUCUGAUUUGCUUCUGGGCUCAAUUUAAAAUGCUAAUCUGGACCUUUCUAUCCAUAAAUGGUUUGAAUGUUGGUUUUAUUUGAUGGACCACCUGCAUAUGAAGCUGCCUGGGCCCCAGAAGCCUUCCUUGCAGGCUCGUGGCAGAUACAACAGGCUAACAGGCAUUAGAGAUGAGGCCUUUUUAGGAGUGGCUCCGGAUCUUUGGAAUUCUUGCUCAAAAGAGGUCUGCAUGGCCACAUCUUUGUUCAUUUUAAAAUGAGACUUUAAAACUUACUUGUUUCAGAUUUCAUUCUGUUAGAAGUGUGGUGAGGUGGGUUUUACCCUGCUGCUGUUUUUAGUUUUUGUAACUGGAUUCUUUCAUUUAUACUUUAAAAACUGUUUUAUGGUUUAAAGAUCUUUUGCAAGCUGCCUGGAAGAGCUUUGGCCUGAAAGGUGUUGCAGGGGAGCUUUACAUAGACAGCCUUGAAACCAGGUUGUGAGGCCUUUACAGCUUCUUCCCACUGGGGCAUUGGAGAACCUAGUUUGGUCCACAUUUGUAAGCAGGCCAACUCAUUUGCAUUUGUCAGAUGGGAUGCUUGGCCUGCAAGAGGAGAGUACAAGAGGAAAGGAGAGAUGGGCUGCAAGCAGCAGGUACCAGGAGAUGGUGGAAGCAGCCUGGAGUUCUGCAAAGGCCUCUGGAAUCUGCUGGGGAGGGGAGAUGGGGUGGGGGGUGGGUGGGAAGGCCAGCAAACAAGAGGCUGCCAUCUCCUGGACACCUGUCCUUGACCCAGUGGCUUCUCCACGCCCCUGCCUGGCCUGCCUCCUUCCCCUGCCCACUUCUUGCAAUAUCAACUGCGAGCAGAGGAAAUCCUCUGAUGCAAGCAGAAUACUAAGCAGCCAAGCUUUGUUUUCCUGGGAGAGAUUACUGACACGAAUUGCUGCAGCAGCAGCCAGCAGCUGGGCAGGCCCACAGAGGGUUGGAGGCAGGCAGGGUGCUCUCUGGUGGCCAGCUUUGUCCUUUAAGGCUUAGUCUGAAGCUGGUGCAGGUGACCAGGCACAGAGGCCAAGGCCAACCAGAAACGCUCCCUGCUGGGCUUCAGUGGGAGAGGACCAGUGGCAGUGUGGUGAGCAUCCUCCUCUGCGAUACCUGCAAUCCAUGAAAUGCUGCAGGUUCAGUGGCAAGACACCCACACCCCUCCCAGCACUUUCUGGGUGCCUUGGGAUUGGGAACAGAAGAAAAUUAAGUGGGGGUGGGGGAACCGUUGCUCAGCAAAUGUAUAUUGACAAGAGGUUUUGCAUCCACUUUGCAAGGCAAGUGAGGGGGCAUUCCCAAGAGACUCUGGAAGGAAGGAGGAAGGGGAUGCAGCAGAGGGAGAGAGGGAGAUGGUUUCCUAAACAGAGGCCUUUGGGGAGAAGUGGUCCUCAGCUUUGGCCUGGCUCAACCUCCUUGUUUAGUGGCUCGGAGGAACAUUUGUUUGUAUAUCCAUUCACUUCUUAAGGAGUUCCUGGGUUGCUAGUCACACAGUGCUGGGCAAAGCAGCCUCAUGCUUCCAAUGAGCAUGACUCAUUUUUUCCAGAGCUUGACCCUAGAGAAUGAAAGGUGUGCUUGAUUUUUGUCAUAAAAUCAUUUUAUGAACACCCUCCCUCCUUUAUAGCAUUUCCCGAACACCCUCCCUCCUUUCAGAAUCCUCUGUCCAUCUUCAUCUAUAGAGAAAUACAGAGAGCUGGAAGGGCCGGGGAGGGGAGGGGAGUUGAGCAGCUCAUGGCUUCAGCUCAGUCCUUGGAGCCCAGAGCAGCUGCUGUACGAUGGAUGCCAAGCAGGAACAGCUGCUGUAGUGCAAAAUCCUGGGUGCGCGCACACACGCACACACACACUGUGUGUCUGUCUUUUUUUUUUUUUUAAUGGAUGCAUUUUAAAUUGGCCACAGAGCUCAACCCAUGGAGUGUUUUACAACUCAGCAGCAGGAGCCCAGGCUCCCAGGGAAAGUACCGGGUUGGGCAGCGCAUCUCUUUUGCAAGGAUUACUGCAGGCUCAUGAGGAACCCUCACCACACACACACUGCUCAUUUCCCAAACUCACAACUGCCUGCACAAUUCUGAGGAGUGGGGAGGGGCUGCCCGAAGCUAGAGCAUUUGCAAGAUCCAUGCUAUGGGCAUGUUUAUGUCUUGCUCAUUGAACAUCCAAACACAUCUGCACAUCCAGCAGUGCUGGAAGAAGCUUCCUCAUCAGCACCCAUCUCAAAUUUGCAGGACUCCAGAGCAGCCUUUCAGCCCUAAAGCAAAUCACUUUCCGUCCCAAUGAAAGCUGAAGUCAGCCCCCCAAAUGGCUAGCAUAAACUGUGCAGAGCAAUACUGCCUGUGCCAAAAUGUAUUGGUCUAGUUUGGUUUUCAUUUGUUGUUUGAAGCCACUCACCAAGGAAUCUUCCUGCAGCUUCCCUGGGGUGGGAGUUCAAAAGUAGCUGGUCUGGGCUACUGUACUGGAGGUCACUUCCCCCAGGAAGAGGGCAGGGAAAGCUGAAGCCAGCUUGGAAACUGCCAGCCCUUCCAGCUUCUCCUGGAUAGCCACAAUGGCCUGGUUCUGAAGGCAGUUGUUUUGCCCUUGGGCUCUGACUAUGAGCACUUGUUUUGAACAUAGCCUUUUCUACUGUCUCCCUAGGUCAGAGGACCCUCCACCACCAGAGCGAGGACCUGGACACAGUCAUCCUAGUAAACCCUGAUGAACAGAGCACUGUGUCAGAGGUAAAGCUCUGGGGUUCCUGUCUACCUGGGGUCAAUGUAACCAAUGGGAUUACACCUCUAAGAGUUGCUACAGUGGCAUGGUGCAAAAGUUGCCCGCUUCUUGACUUUGGGGGCAAACCAGCUGCAAAUCCCUUGUGAAACCAUCCUCCUGCCCCGUCAGGAUAAAUAUUUAUGCAGGGGAGUAGAUAAAGGCCUUAAAACAAAGACGCUCCUGCAAAGCCCUGUGCUCAGGACUGCACCAAGUUUCCUCCCCCACUUCUAGGGACCUGGCUGCCUUCCUGCUUUUCCUCUCUGCCUGCAGCUAAAUUUGACUGCACAGAUUAUCCUGACCAGGUGUGGGAGGUAUUUGGGUUCCCUGCCACCCCUCCUGUGACCUUGCCUGGGGCAGGGCUGGGAUAUUAUGGGGCUGUGUCUAGAGCCCAGACUCAAGCAUGUUUAGGCAAGAUGCAAAGCUGCCUUUCAAUGGGGCUGCCUUUCCAAGCUCAUUCAUCAGACAUGGCCGUUUGCAUUAUCCGAGUGAGGGCAUCAUUUCUGCAAGUCCAAAACUCAGGAGCUGAAACUGUCUCUCCUGCUGCAAACAGGUUCGUUCCUUGAUAUGUGACCCUUCUGCCUACAAGCUGCUAGUGCUCUGUGGACAGAGCACAGACCAAGAAGGAGAUUUGAUCCUGCAGGCUGGGACCUUCACCUACCAGAAAUUUGCUGAGAUCCUUGCAGAUCCAGAGGUAAAUUGGGUGGGUAGAGAAUCUGGGAUUUGUAUGUGUAGGAAUCUGGCUGACAUAGGUGGCUUUGGAGGCCAUCCUCAGGCUGUUGUCUUCUUUUUAGUCCUAGCUUAAGUCUUUUUUCACAGCUUGUCUUGGAAAAUCCUUUGCCUAAGAUUAACACCCUGCGGUGUCAUGGGGACUGAGUUUGGAACCACCUUAAAUGAGGAUUGCUGCUACUACUGUUGUACACGUUACAAAUCUUCCCAGGCAUUCAGGAUGUGUUACCAGAACUUUAUUCACCAUGCAUUCCAACUCCUGUCUUAUUGUAGGCUUGGGAAACACUCGAUUUCCUGCAGAGGCCCCUUUCAGAUUAUUAGUCUCCAGAGUAACAUAUUUCCAGGAUGCUAUUAUUGAUACAUCUGGUGGACACCUCUGGCCACCCAAGAACAAUAGUUAGUUACAUAGGUUGACUGGUAGGUUUCCAGUUCUAGUUAAAGGUUGAGCUUGCAUGGAUUUGACUAAAAAAGACAUUUUGGGUUUUUUUGUCAAGGACCUUUUGUGGUGCUUCUGACUAUUGCCUGCUUCUGACUCUUGUAGGUUGCCCAGCUUCUCAGCAACACAGAUCCAGCUUCCAAGGCCUCCCUGACUGUGUCGUGCUUGGGAGAGGGAGAUUGGAGCAACCUAGGACACCCCCGAUUCCAGGACCUUCUCAGUCUGAGACUGAACCCUGACCCAAUUCUGCCAGAGAUGGAUGGGAUCUCUGAGUUUGCCGAGUAUGUCUCUGAGACAGUGGAUGUCCCAUCUCCCUUUGACCUCUUGGAACCCCCAACCUCAGGGGGCUUCCUCAAGCUGUCCAAGCCCUGCUGCUACAUCUUCCCUGGAGGGAGGGGGGAUUCAGCGCUCUUUGCCGUCAAUGGGUUCAACAUCCUGGUGGAUGGUGGUUCAGAGAGGAAGUCCUGUUUCUGGAAGCUGGUGCGGCACCUGGACAGAAUUGACUCUGUUCUCCUGACCCACAUUGGGGCCGAUAACCUCCCUGGCAUCAAUGGUCUCUUGCAGAGGAAGAUCGCUGAGCAGGACGAGGAGCAGUCUCAGGGCUCCACCAACUACAGUGACUGGAUGAAGAAUCUCAUCUCCCCUGAGCUUGGGGUGGUUUUCUUCAAUGUCCCUGAGAAGCUCAAAAUGCCCGAGUCUUCCAUGAAGGUCAAGAGAAGCAUUGAGGAGGCUAGCCUGACCCUGCAGUACCUCAACAGGCUGGGCGUGAAGCCAGAGCCCCUUUACAGGGUAGUCAGCAACACAAUUGAGCCCAUCACCUUGUUCCACAAAAUGGGUGUUGGGAAACUGGACAUGUAUGUCUUGAACCCAGUCAAGGAGAGCAAGGAAAUGCAGUUCCUCAUGCAGAAGUGGGCUGGGAACAGCAAGGCCAAGACGGGCAUCAUUCUGGCCAAUGGGAAGGAAGGGGAGAUCUCUGUACCCUACCUGACCUCCAUCACCGCCUUGGUUGUGUGGCUCCCAGCAAGUCCAACGGAAAAAAUAGUGCGAGUUUUGUUCCCUGGGAAUGCACCACAAAACAAGAUUUUGGAAGGGCUUGAGAAACUCAGGCACUUGGAUUUCCUGAAGUAUCCUGUUGCUACGCAGAAGGAAAUUGCCUCUGGCCUUCCCACCCUGGCACUCAAGCAGACCAAGAUCAAGCAGAGGACAGACAGCAAGGAGAGCCUCAAGUCUUCUAAGCCGGCAGCUGCCAAGGCAGGUGGUGAGGAGGGAGCAAAGGAGGUGAAGUCCGAGGUCCUCAAAGAGGCCAAGACAGAGAAGAAGGCCAAGGAGCCACUGGAAAAGCCCCCCAAGGCAGAGAAAGUAAGAAUGGACUCCAGUGAUGCCCUCAAAGCAGAGAAAAGGAAACACAGCAAGGACAAAAUGGGCAAGAAGCACCUCAAGGAGAAAGUGUCUAAGCUGGAGGAGAAAAGGGACAAGGAGAAGAAAGAGAUCAAGAAAGAGAGGAAGGAGAUUAAGAAAGACGAUGGGAAGAAAGAGGAAAGGAAGGAGUCAAAGAAAGAAGAGAAAAAGAAGGAAGCCAAGCCGGAGCUGAAAAAGAUUUCAAAGCCAGACUUGAAGUCAUUCACCCCUGAAGUGAGGAAGACUUUGUACAAGGCAAAAGCUCCUGGUCGGAUCAAAGCGGAGAAAGCUCGCAGCAAAGCUGAGAAGGACGCUACCCAUGGAGAGCCAAAAAAGGCCUUGCCUGUGCCCAGGAAGCCACCAAGCCAGCCCCCAGAACCAGCAGGCGUGGCUGAGCACAGGCUGGUCUUGUCUUCCCCAGAAGACCUCACCAAGGACUUUGAGGAGCUGAAGGCUGAAAAGCAGGCCAGGCUUCCAGAGGCACCUGGUCCUGCAGAAGGAGAGGCAGGAAAGCAGGGUCUUAGUGAUGUGGCUGCUCAGGAGACAGACCUGAUCCCAGAAGGAGUCAGUGGCCCAGACUCCUGGUCCCAAGGUGCAACAGAGGAGGAAACAGGCAAGGAGGGAGGAGGGGAAAUGCCCAAAAGACCUGAUGAGAGAGCAGCAGCCUUGGGGGAGCCCCUUGAGAGAACAGCAGAAGUCUCCGGAAAAGAAGCAGGAGAGAGAGAUAUAAUGCAGGCUUCCGGUGACUGCUCGGAAGACAAAUAUUCUGCUUUGGAAAUGAAGUGGAUGGAGACACAGGCAGAGAGGCAAAUGGACAGGAGAGACAAGGGAUUGGAACAGGCAGAGCUGGAAGGAACUGAACAGCCCCUUGCAGAGGCCAAAAGGGAAGAGGCAGAGAAGAGUGAGCUUUCUCUCUUCCAGCAGCCAGAAAGUCCCCUCUUUCCCUCCAGAGGGAAGGAAAAAGAGGCCAAGGAGGAAAGCAGACUGCCUGGGAAGCAAAGAAUGGGCAAGGGGGAGGAAGAGGAAUCCUGCCUGGGCAGCGCUCCAGCCCCACUUGGAGAACACAUCUCCUACAUCCAGGAUGAGACCAUCCCUGGCUACUCAGAGACAGAGCAGACCAUCUCCGAUGAGGAGAUCCACGAUGAGCAGGAGGAGAGGCUGCCCCAGCUCAAGACAGAUAUUAGCUCCUCUGACAUUGCGGUGCCAGACCAGACCGGCUCCUUUGAAGCUAUCCACGGGAUCCAGGCCAUGGCAGCUGCUGGCCAAGACCCUGCAGUCCUUGCCUACCCCACCAACAUUGUGGCUGCCCCCUUGGCAGAAGAGGAGCAUGUUUCUUCAGCAACAUCCAUCACAGAGUGUGACAAGCUCUCCUCUUUCGCCACCUCUGUUGCAGAGGACCAGUCUGUUGCCUCGAUAACAGCACCGCAGACAGAGGAUACUGGCAAAAGCUCCUUGCUGCUGGAUACAGUGAACAGCAUCCCUUCCUCUAGAACAGAGGCUACCCAAGGUCUGGACUAUGUUCCCUCUGCUGGCACCAUUUCUCCCACAUCUUCACUAGAGGAGGACAAAGGCUUCAAGUCUCCACCUCCAGAAGACUUCCGUAUACAAGCAGAAGGUGAAAGAAGGCUUGAGGCCUGCAAAAAGGGCCUGCAGCAGCAACAGGAACCAGAACAGGAGGAGGAGGAAGAGGAGGAGGAAGAAGAAGAUGAGACACCAAAUAUUGAGAAGCCUUGGAGAGCGCAGGGUCAUUAUGAUGCACCUUUGUUUUCUCAGCAAGGGCCCCUGGGAGAUGGUUUAACAGGAGUGCCAGUGGAAGGAUCCCAAGAGGCCGUGCUGAUACUUGACGGAGAAGCCCAGUUGCUGCAGGUAGUUGCAGGCUCUGGUGAGGCUGAAGAGCGGUGCAUGAGCCCUGAUGACAGCACAGUCAAGAUGGCAUCUCCCACCCAGUCGGGCCCCACCAGCGCUGGGCACACACCUUUCCACCAGUCCCCUGUAGAGGAGAAAUCGGACACUGUGGAGGCUGAGCUGUUUGACAAGUCUUCUGAGGCCCCUGUGAAAUGGGAUGAAGAAGGAAGUCCCAGCAAAGCCACUGAGAUCUCCAGGGCUUUUGAAGGAGAGGUUGCUGCUACUGAGGGGAUCUUUUCUGGAGAGAAAGAGGCAUCAGCUGUCCUUCAGGACAAGCCUGUCCCAGAAAGUGUGGCUGCAUCAGAAUCUGCACCUGUCCAGAGUGAGGAUCGGAGACUGCUUCUUGAGAAAGAGGAGCUGGCCAUCAGCUUCUACCACAAGCAAGAGACCCUGGACAUUUCUGACCUUUAUCCUCUCACCAAAGACACACUUCUAGAGCCCAAAGAGGGUUCUCCAUUGAAGGGAGCAGACACUACCGAGGAAGCCUCCCAGGAAAGCAUGAAGUGCCCUGCCCAUGAGGUGCUCUUCUCUGCGGCUGAAAUUCCUCCUCCAGAAGGGUGGGAGGAACUUUCCGAUAGAGCUUUUGGUGAGAGUUCUUCGCAAGUGCCCACAAAACCGCUUUCACCAGAGGAAGCAAAGGUGUUCCCAUUUAUUGAAGACACUCCUGGGAAAGCAAAAUAUUCAGAUGAUUUUGGAAUGGAAAAAAUGCCAGAAGAUGGGAAUGCCCUACAUUUCACAGAGCGCAGCUUAGGCCAAGAGGGACCCCCCGCAGUUGCUAUCAAAUACACUUCCCCAGAAGGCAGCGACAUUUCUGUGAGCCUUAGUGAAGAAACCUCUUUGCACUUGUUCACAGGAGAGAGUUCUCAACCCGAUGCUCCGUCUCUGUCUACAAAAGAGGUCCCUGCUCAGAAGUCCUCAUCAGACGUGUUCACAGAACAAUUCUCUCCUGAAAUGAGCUACCAGGCUUACACAGAGCAGAGCCCUUUUGGAAGCAAAACAUCUGAAGCUUUGGCCAAAGACAAUUCAUUUAGUUCCCUUUCAUUCCAUGGGAAGGGUCCAUUCCAAGACAGUCAUGCCACCCUCACGAUGUCUUCUGCAGACACUAUUAUGGAAGAUGCCAGAGCCGUAUCCUUAGCUGAAAAAGAGCCCAUCAAAGAACCAUCUCCAAGACCUUCCCCCAAAGAAAGUCCAGGUUCAAAGUCUUCAAGCUUCACAGAACCAAGCCCAAUUCUAGAGAAGGAGCCCUCGCAAGUCUCCUCUGAGGAGAUGGGGCCUUGUCGGUUGCUGGAAGAGGAGCAGGAUACUGAAGAGGAGGAGGAGGAGGAAGAAGAGGAAUCUCCAGAAAUGGAAGAUAUUUAUCUGAAAGACACAAACUCUGAGAAGAAAGUGUGGUUUCCAGAGGAGAUGAAGGAAGUGCCAUGCAAAGAGCAAAAGCCAAAGUAUGGGAAAGAAAGAGGGGAAUGUACCUUCUUGGAUGAGGAAGUAGAAAAACAUGAAACAAAGGCUCCUCCCAUGACUGAAGAGGGAGUGAUUUCUCACUCUGUGGCCGAGUCUGAAGAUGACAUUUCUGGACUGGCCACGAAAGACAUUUGGGACUCAGGAUACAGGCACUUCCAUGAAAACGUUGCCACUUUGAAGCAAGAGACACCUCCUGAGAAUCGCUUUCCCCAUGUGAGUGACAAGGUUGUGGCCCAGCAGAUGCCAGAAACAACAUCUGACCAAACACAGGCAUUUCCACAAGCAGCUGCUGAACACAGUGCCAUGGACACAAAGGAAUCCAAGAUGCCUGGCUCCAAAAGCCCCCCAUCUUCUGGGCUAGAAAGUGUGUCAACAUCCGGCCUGGAAUGGGCCAUACUGUCCCCUCCACACCAGGUCAAGAUUCCACCUACAACAGGGUGGAGGGAGGAGUCCCCGCUUGGGCAAGCUGAGGAGGAAGUGGCCACAGAGCCAUGGCCCAGCUCUGUGGUGGAGCCUCCUGCUUUGGAAGAGAGAGAAGCAUCUGCACCAGAGCAGCGAAAGUCCCCUGCAGUAGACCAAAGUGUGCCCACACUCCAAUCAGGAACCACAGAGAGGAGAUCAGAGGGUGAUGAUGUCUACAAAAGCAAGUGGGAUCCCAAAGAGAUGCAGGACAGAGAGCAGGAGGCUGAGGUGGAAUCUCACACUUGCUCAGAGGAAAGCCAAAAGGAGCAGGUUGUGAGGGCAGCUCUGCUGAGUCCAGUAGGAUCCCAGGAAGACAGGGCCCCUGCAGUUGUGGAGCCAGGGAAGAGUGAGUCCACCCACCUUGGAGGAAGUGGAGACCUCACAACCCCUUUGCAGGACACAAUCUCCAUUGACCAAGCAGAGCAUCACUCCUGGUUCAGCACCACAGACUCUCCCAGUCAGUCUGGGCUCUGUGAACCCAAAGUUGACACUCUUGGGAAAGGGGAAGAGAGAGAAGCAACUCCUUACCCUCAUGAGAAGACUUUCCAUUAUGCAGAUAUCUAUGAGAAUGUUGUCAUGUCUAGCAUUGGCCACUUUGGAAAAGAUGUGGGUCUUAAGAUAGGGACAACCCUUUACCCCAUCUCCUCCAAGGAAGAAGAGUCUUGCCUCUACACUCCUACUGAGAAAGAGCUCUCGUCUCCAGUUUCCCCAAAGGACAAAGCAGAGCCCUCCUUUGAGUACGCAGAGGUCCAUGCCCAGGGCCAUCCUCUUCAGAUAGCAGAGAAGCCCAGUGUACCACAGAGCUUGGCAGCCCAGGACAACCCACAGCCUGAUGAGAGCCUUGCAGACUCUUCACCUCUUCUGCCAGGAAGUCUGGUGAGCUCCCUGCCUGCAGCCUCUCUGGGGGACAAGGGCUUUACCUCCCACAUUGAUGUGGCAGGCGUGCUGAAGCAGGAGGAGACAGCUCUUUACAUUGAAGGUGCCCACCCUCCAGAUGCAAACAUCAGCCAGGAACAAAUGUCUCCUUCUCCUAAGCACUCCCUGCCCAAGGAUAUGUACUAUGAGCAAGCCAGAAGGGGAGAAGAGAGCACCAGCGACUCAGAGCUGGAGAAGGGGGCCAAGGAGAAGUCUGAAAAGGAAUCCAAGCACCCAGGGGAGCCCCCUUCAGCUCUGAAGCCAGCCAGCGAGAGGGAAGAGGAACCCUAUGCAGACAUUUCAGGAUUGGAGAAGGAGAAUUGUUUGUCAGUGACAUGGCAAGGAGCAUCCUAUGGUGCAUUGUUGGGAGAGGAGAGUCAGACAGAGAGAAGAGCCUUGAAGGCUGAGGAUGUUGCUGCCUAUGGCAGCCUUGCAGGUCCAGAAAGGGAGGAGUGGGCCUCAAGCAAGCCAUUCUCCAAAAAGGAGGAGGAGGAAGAAGAAGAGGAGGAGGAGGAGGAGGAAGAAGAAGAGGAAGAGGCCUCCAUAGGGAAAGGCUUUGCUGAUACUGACUCCAAAGGCUUCUGCUUUGGUUCUGCUGCUAAAGAGAAGGACCCUCCAAAGGGCCCAGCACUGCUGACAAAAGGACUGGAUUGCUCUUCCUCGGGCUUUGAACUCUCUUCCCUGGGCAUGCACCAGCCAUCCAUCCUGUUCCGGCACGAAGCACAUUUCUCGUCCCACUUAAGGGACAAACCCCUCGCUUUUGGCAUCCCUGAUUCUGACCCCUUUGAAAAGGGCAAGAGAGAUGAAUACUUGGAGGUAUCCAAAAAGGUUUCUAGUGAGGAUUCAUCGUUCCCAGUAGGAGGAGGGAAGCUUCUCUCUGGGGCACCCCAAGAGCAGCAGCUGCACAGGGAGUCAUCUAGCUCUCCUGAGGAAACCUUCUUGAGGGGCUCCAUCUCAACACAUCCAGCAGUCAGUGAGAGCCCCUUGUUCCCCCCCUAUCGAGGAACAGCUGCUGGGCCAGAUGCCCAGGGAGCACAGCAACCCACGUCCCCACAGCUUCCAGCAGGUUCUGCAAAGAUGUUUUCAGGUGAAAUGGGAGGAGAUGCCUCUGCCAGCUUGGGCCUGCCCUCUCUGCCCACUCAGCAGUCUAGGUCCAGCUGCACAGUUAGCUGCACACAGCAGCCCCCAAGCCCUGGAGAGUGGCCAGCAGCCACUCCCCUCCCUGACAUCCUGGCUGUUUCCCCCCAUUGCCAGCAGGAGGCAGCUGCCACUGCCAACGGGCCCACAGAGGUGAGCCUCAGCCCCCUUGCUUUCCAUGGUGGGCCACAUCUCACAGGGGCAACAAGGAGUGAGGAGGACGACGAGGAGGAAGACGAGGAGGAGAAGGAGGAUGACGAGAAGGAGGACUGUGAGAGACAAAGCCGUCCCUCUUCCUUGUUGAGCUGUGAGCCAGCUUUCCCGCCCUUCUUUCCAGAUGCCCAGCAUGGCAGCCAAGCAGAGGAUCAUGGUGACGCCUCCCAUGAGUUGGAGCCAUCUCUGGGAGCUACCUCAGAGUACGGGCAGAGGUUCUCGUGUGAGUAUAAGCAAAGGAAGGGAGAGCUGUCCCCAUCGUUCAUCAAUCCCAGUCCUCAAGAUUCAUCAGAGGAGAGUGAAUGUUCCCAGGCUGAAGGUCACCCUUCUGUGAAAGGAAGGCCACACUCCAUCCCUGGUGGCCAUAGGCAACCCCCUGCCACAACAGAAGAAACUCCCCCCACCUCCGCAAGUGACUCUGGCACCUCCCAGUCUGACUCGGAUGUCCCUCCAGAAACAGAGGAGUGCCCCUCCAUCACAGCUGACGCGGCCAUGGACUCCGACGAAGACGCCGAUUUCCUCCCAGUCGACAAAGCUGUGGGCAGCUCCCAUCACAGCAGCAGCAGCAGCAGCACAAGAGCUGGUCAUGAUCCCCCACCCAUCACCCUGGUGGACCCCCAUCCUCACCCUCCACACCCAGAUGUCUGCAUGAUGGACCCUGAGGUGCUGCUCAAUGAUCAGAACAUGAGCAGGCCUGACAAAAUAUCCAAGAAGGAUCUGAAGGAGAAAAACAAAGGGGUGAGGAAGCCACUGGGCAAGCCCAAGUCCUCUUCCCCUGCCCGGAAGCCUGAGAAAUGGUCCCCGACCCCCUUGAAGCAACAGCCACCAGACCGGCCUCCAAAGCCAGCACUGGCCAAGAGAGAGAAGCCCCUGAAGGCCCAUGGAGAUGAGACAGGUCCCCCCAACCCUGGCAAGAACCUUGUCAACGGCGUCAAAACCAGCCCAGGUAAGACUGAGCAGAGGCCUGGCUCUCUUGGUGGGAAUUGUGGGGGCGUCUGUGCUGUCAGCUCUGGUUGUCAAGCCAUUUGUCUUCUGCCCAAAGUCAGGGAGACUUUCCCAGAACCAGGAUGUGCUGCUUCUGCUCCCUGGUUUAGGGUCAAAGAUUGCCAGAAGCACUUCCUGUGGAUUUAAUCUUGGGCAUGAAUGACAAAUCAGUCCUACCUUUUCCUGAUGGAAAAUACACUGUCUCCAGUUCUGAAACGCUGCACUCUGGUGUGGCUAUUACCAAAUACAUUAUUAUGAGGGGGAAUCUCUCUGGAGGGAUCUCAGGCAGAGAUGCAAAGGGAUCACCAGCCAGGUGAGCCCUCCACUGUCAGAGGUGAUAGGUUCUUGAGACCCAGUUGCUGCAGACUGCAAGCAGGGAGAGUCCUGCUGUUGCGCUCACGUUCUGCUUGGAGGCUUCUUCCCUUUGGGGCUUUUGGUUGGCCAAGGGGAGAGCAGAGUGCUGGACUGUGAUGAACUUCCUCUGGCCUGACCCUACUGCAGCUACAGGAUUCUUCUUAGGCAGUAAUUCAGACUGUGGAGCUCUGUCUUGGGCCCUAUAAUAGUCUGCCUUUCUAUAAACGCAUUGGAUGAAGGAUGGAAUUGUUGAUUUAAGCAGAGUCUCGUGCCCAGCGGAAGGAUGAGGAAUACGUGCUACAUACUCUAUAUUGCUUUAUUUACAGUUCAAAGCUGGUAUAUUACAGAAAGACAUCUUGCCUCUGCCGGAGCAGAAAAAUGCAUCCUCUCUCCUCGACAGCUCGGAGAGAAUCACACAGUGAAAAACAGGAAACCAGUGUACGUCACAUCCAGUCUCCCUUUCCCGUGAGAAACUCCAACAGUACAGACUGUGGAAUGUAAACACCUGUCUCGUGACAAGCAGAGCUGCACAGUGAAGGAAAGCAGAAACCAACAUCCUCCCCUUUCUGUGAACAUCACUGGGCAGCGUGUUUGCACAAUAUCAGUACAAACCCAACUUCUGCACAUAGGUACAGUGUUGAUCCCUUGAUACAAUCUUGGACAAUACAUCAGCAGGAAUUUCAUUACCUGGCAUAUAGGACACCGUUACGAGUCCCUUCUGAAUACAUUCCCUAGCAUGCUGCAACUUUAAUUGCAAGUGCUUUGUGCUUUGCUUACAACCUUCAGACUUCAGCAAAGCCAAACAUGCUUUGUUGUCCUGGUAAACCUGGAUUGGACAUUUGACAGGAAUUUUCAUAUCUUUGCACAAUUGUACUAACCAUUCACAAUCCUUAAGUGAAUAAGACAGUGCAUUCAGUUCGGCUUCACAAGUACUUAAGCUAACUGUUGUUUGCUUCUUGCAUGACCAAUCAAACAGACUCUGAUUGUACAUGUAGCAAACUCCAGACGUACUUUUCCUGUCUGUAGCGUCACUUCCAAAACUUGCAUCUGCAAAUAUCUCAAGACCACCAGACUUCUGAUUGUUAAAUCUCAGUCUGUAAUGCAUAGUGCCUUUCAAAUACCGCGCUAUGCGUUUCAGAGCUUUCCAAUCCUUGACACUAGGAUUGUUGACUUGUCUGCUUAGCAAAUUACAGCUAACAGCAAUGUCUGGUCUUGAACAUCUGGCAAUGAAGUUUAGCUUGCCUAGCACACUCCUGUACAGUGUAGUGUCAGAAAAUGCUUCUUCAGUGUCAUCUACCUGAUAACCUGUUGUCAUCGGUGUGUCUACAGGGUUAGCAUCCAUCAGAUUUAGUUUGCUUAACACAUCAGCAAUUUUCCGUGACUGGUGUACUAGAAUGUUACCAUCUUGAUCUCUCUCUAUUUCCAGAGAUAGGUAGUUGUUUACCUCACCAAGAUCUUUCAUGUCAAAGUGCUCUUUCAGUUGAGCUAGGGCGCUAUUGUACAUUGCAACAUCUUUCCAAAAGAAUAAUAAAUCAUCAACAUAAAACAAACAGUACAGUUUCUUUUGCCCCUCCUCUUUGACAAAUACACAUGGAUCAGCUUUCCCUUGCUGAAAACCUAGAGAAAACAAUACUUCAGUGAGUUUUGUGUGCCAACACCGUGCACUUUGUUUGAGACCAUAAAGGGAUUUCUUCAGAGCACAAACAAAUCCCUGUUUUACCUGUACGCCAUCAGGUGGAAGCAUAUAAAGUGAUUCAUCUAGAGAUCCGUACAGAAAAGCUGUAUUAAUAUCAUGGUGACUAAUGUGUAGAUUUUCCUCUGCAGCUAGCUUGAGCAUAAGCCUAAUGCUUUCAUAUCUCACUGUGGGUGAAUAGGUCUCGUGAUAGUCUUCACCUGGUACCUGUGCAAAACCUCUGGCUACCAAUCUGGCUUUGUGUCUGACUAUCUUGCCAUUUUGAUCUGUCUUCGCUUUGAAGACCCAUUUGCUUCCAAGCAGUUUCAUUCCUGGAACUACUGGAACUAGCUCCCAUGUUUUGUUCCUUUCUAAGGAAUCAAGCUCAGCCUUCAUGGCAUUUAACCAUGGCUCAGCUUCCUUCGAAUCCAAACCCUGGAUUUCUUGGAAACUUGAAGGUUCAAAUACCUUCUUGGAGCUUUUAACAGCUGUUACUGCUAUCUUAGCAAACUCAUCAGCAAAUCUCUUUGGAGGUUUGCCUUUGUGGCUCUCUGUGACCUACGAAUUAGCCUUAAGUCUUCAACACUCUCCUCUUCCUUCUUAGGAGAAAAACGACCUAUUGUGAACAAUGGUUCUUCCAAUUCUUGAUCAGAGCUUUCAGAGGGUCGCAUAGAGGCUUUCGCACUCUCGAAAUCCUCUGAAUCACCCGAUUCAGUUUCAGAUUCAGACUCAGAACUUUCAUCAGUGGGUGUGGGUUGUUGUGGUUGCUUUUGACUAUCCUCAGUCUCAUCACCGUCAUCAGGAUAACAUUGGAAAAUUCCCACAUUCUCCCCCCCACUUUGCAUUGUACUCAACACUUCUCGUGAGCUUAAUUGUCUUAGAGUCAGUCAUCAUUAUUCUGUAAGACCCUUUCUGAUAACCUAGAAAGAUACCAUGCAAUCCACGCUUGUCUAACUUGGAGUUUUGUGGUGAGCGAACCCACAUGUCAGAACCAAAAUCUUCAUGUGUUUGAUGUAUGGCUUCUUGCCAAACAUCUUCUCAUAGGAGUACAACCAAUCGCUGAAGAUAACCUGCGAUUGUAACUGUAAACAAAACACGAGAGAGAUUCGGCCCAAUAACUCUCUGGAAGAUUGGCAUCAUGCAGCAAGGUCUUUAACCCUUGAAGCAAAGUCUGAUUUGCCCGUUCCGCAAGUCCAUUCUGCCAUGGCGAGCGAGGACUAGACAAAUCGUGUUGAAUUCCUUUCUCAGUCAGAAAAGCUUCAAACUGCUGAGAAGUGAAUUCCCCAGCGAUCACUGAAAAGAGUCUUUAUCUUCUUACCAUGCACAUUUUCCAACCAAGCACAGAAUUCCUUGAACCUAGGAAAAGCCUCCGAUUUCUGCUUGAGAUUGUACACAAAAAUAUAUCUAGAAAAUGCAUCAAUGAGAACCAUGAAGUAUCUAUUUCCACCCAAAGAGGGCGCUAGUGGUCCAACCAAAUCAGCAUGAACAACCUGGUAUGGUUCUGUAGCUUUCCUACUAGACACCUUACCUUUCGCAGCCAUUUUACCUUGUUUGCUGCGCAUGCUUUGCACUUCAUGUGGUACCUGCAGGGUUUAAUAGUCAUACCUUCAACCAAGGCAGGCAUUUUAGAUACUGCCUCAAAAUGCAAAUGACCAAAUUUUCGAUGAAAAUCGUGAAUACAUUCUGCAUGCAAACUUUUGUUAGAACCUGCAAUGCAACAAGUGUCAUUCUGCACCACAUCAUCAUAAUACAAAACAAACAAAUGAUCAACAUAUUCUGCAUGCAAUACAUAAUCAUUUUUCUUUGUGAUGACGCACUUCUUGUUCUUGAAGGAAACGUCAAUGUUCCGCUCAUUCAGCUGUCCAACGCUGAGCAGAUUAUGUUUGGCGUCUGGCACGUAAAGCACAUUCUGUAUCGAUAAGUCCAAACUGUGAAGAACAACAGUUCCGUAGCCUUUACUGGGAAUAGUGUGGUCAUCCGCCUGGUGAAUCGCACCUUCCUGCGGUGUAAAAGACACAAACAGUCUCUUAUCGUUGCACAUGUGGUGGGUGGCCGCUGAAUCAACAACGAAGAAAGAUCUAGACGUCUUCUGGACCUCUGCAACCUUUGGAGUGAAGCGUGAAACCAUAGCCUUGUGCUGCGUUGUCCUAGACACCGGACCUUUGCCUUUGCCUCGGCCUUUUCCGCGCGAUGAGCUUUCGCUGCGCUGCUCUGUCUUGGCCCUGGGAUGUCUGCAUUCCCUCUUCAUAUGGCCUAGACGUCCACACGAGUAGCAUUUGACUGCCUUCAAAGCUUUGGCGCCAUCUGGUGGUUCCACUGCACUAUGGGAUGACGUCUGUGAAGACUCCCCUUGCCCAUGCAGCUAGCACCCCGGCGAUCUGCUUCAUUUAAAAUCACGGCAGUAACAAAGUCCACUGUCAGCUGAGCAGUUGGUUGCACAGCAAUCUGGGUUGCAACAGACUCCCAACCUGAACCCAAAGAUUGUAGUAUCAUGAAAGAAUACACAGCCUCUGGAAAGUUGAGUCCUCUCUGUUGCAGCUCAUGUCUCAGAUUUUGUAUCUCCAUCAGAUGUAAACGCACAUCUCCACCUUCAGCAAGAGCCAUAUUAUGCAGCUUGUUAAAGUAAAACAUAGUGGAUCCAGCUUCUGUCCUUAAGUGAGCCUCUCUCAAAGCGUCCCAAAUUUCUCUGGCUGAGGUCUUAUCACGCAAUAGACAGAGCUCUUCUGGGGAUACUAUCAAUGUAAGAGUUCCCCUUGCUUUGGAAUCCUUAGCUUUCCAUGCAUCUGUAACUGGAACUGGGGGGGGUUUCUGUAAUCACCUCAAACAAACCCUCUUUCCGCAGAAUUGCCUCUGCAUACUGAACCCAGUUGGCAUAAUUUUUCUUGUUGAGCUUGGGAAUCCCACAAGCAUCCUGAAGGGCCAUCAUGACUCUGGCAUUAGCCUUCAGCGUCAUAUGCUGCUUUAAAUCUUGCUGCGUCACUGCUGCAGCUGCCUUAUUACAAAGGCACACUUAAAAGUUACUUCGAUUUCCCAGCAUAGUGACUUGUGCCUGGGAGCCUUUGCCUAUUCCCGGCAAAACCGGCUUUAAAGUUCAAAGUCCAGCCAUAAAGCCAUUAACUUGAAGCUGGCAGGCUGCCCGGAGCAGUAGCACAUACCUCAUCAAUCACUUCUACGCGCAGAGCAGAUUCCGUUCCGAUCCGUCCCUCUGCAUUCCGAUCCUUUGCCGGCACUCCGAUUCGACUUCUGGAGUCCAUAACCACGUGUUGAUUUAAGCAGAGUCUCGUGCCCAGCGGAAAGAUGAGGAAUACGUGCUACAUACUCUAUAUUGCUUUAUUUACAGUUCAAAGCUGGUAUAUUACAGAAAGACAUCUUGCCUCUGCCGGAGCAGAAAAAUGCAUCCUCUCUCCUCGACAGCUCGGAGAGAAUCACACAGUGAAAAACAGGAAACCAGUGUACGUCACAUCCAGUCUCCCUUUCCCGUGAGAAACUCCAACAGUACAGACUGUGGAAUGUAAACACCUGUCUCGUGACAAGCAGAGCUGCACAGUGAAGGAAAGCAGAAACCAACAGGAAUCUCAGAGAACCCUAGAAGGCAGGGCCAGGCUUGUUUGUGUGGAGGGGGGAGGGAGGCCCCUUCACUUGCUCCAAAGAGUCAGAAGCUGAUCCUUUCCUCCACCAGCAGGAGGUGCUAUGCUGGAAGUGGAAGGUGGUCCUUGGGCUCCCAGUAGAACACCUCUUUGCAGAACUGGGCAAAGUGGGCUGUGAUUGCAUAGGGAGGACCGAAGUCAUGCCCUCAGGCUGUUGUUGGCCCCCAGUCACACUGGCAAAGGUAAAUGGCAGUGAGAGCUGUCCAGUGGCAUCUGGGAGGGCAACAAUUUGGCCACUAUUGCGUGAUCAGCUUCUCCCAGUGUAUUCCAGUUUGCUUUUCUCUUAGCUUCUCCUGGCUCCUUGACUUUUCCAUUCUAAAGAGAGGAGCUGAAGUGGGCCAGUUGUGGGAUGUGAAGAAAUGUUAAGAAUGAUGUUAUGUGAGAGAUCCCUAGUUGGCGCAUUUUCAUCAGGAGAAAUACAAAUAAAUCAAGAAAAGAUAAUUGUGGUAGGAGUGUAUGCCCCAAAUAAUAAUAAAUCUGAAUUUUAGAGGAAAUUGGAAGAAAAUCUUUGGGAACUUGAGAAUGGAAAGAUAAUUUUGAGAUUUUAAUGGAGUUAUAUCUAUCGAAAUGGAUAGAACCCAGAGAGGGGGGGAAUCAAACUCAGGCAGACUACCAUUAUCGUUUUUUCAGCUGACAGAUAAUCUUAAUUUAUUUGAUACUUGGAGACUGAAGCAUCCUACUGAAAAGGAUAUUACCUAUUUUUCCAAAGAUAAAAAAUCGGGAGGGAGAAUAGAUGCAAUUUGAGUCUGGUAAAAGCAGAGAUUUUGAACAAAUCUCUCACAGAUCAUAAUCCAGUUACUAUACACAUAAAAAACAUAUGAGGGAGGUAGAGGAUGAAUGAUGAGAUAUGGAGAGAUGAGCAAAAGGUGAAUAAAAUGAGGGAAUUGUUGAAGGAAUUUUUCGCAAUUAACAAGAGACAAGGGACAGAUAGGAAAAUCAUUUGGGAUACCAGUAAAGCCUAUAUGAGAGGAAUUGGAAUACAACAAAUGGCGAGAAUAAGGAAGGGUAAAGAAAAUGAUAUUGUGGAAAUAAAUAAACAGAUAAGGGAGAACGAAAAAGAAUUGUUGAAAAAUCCAAAACAAGAGAGUAUAAUCCAAAAUAUUAAAAUUCUACAAUCCCAAUUAACUAAUUUAAUAAAGAGGUGGAAAAUAAGAUUAAAUGGGCAAAACAAAGGUACCGCAUUUUUCGCUCUAUAAGAUGCACCUAGUUUUUGGAGGUUGAAAAUAAGGAAAAAAAUAUUCUGAAUCCCGGAAGCCAGAACAGCAAGAGGGAUCACUGACAGAUAAGUGACAGUGACAGAUAUAAUAAGACAAAAACUAAAAAGUGUUGUGAAAAAGGAAUGGGAGUACCUAAACAAAUACCUUAAAAGACAAGGUUCGAGGACAGAAACCUGGCUGAGUCUGGAAUAACCUUGUGAAGUGAAAGGAUAAGAAAGAGGGAUAUAUAUUUAGAUGCUGGGAUAGAGAUGAUAAGGAAAACAGGAAGAUACAAUGAGAGGUAAAGGAGGUGCUGUGGGAUUGGUGGAAGUCAACGUUUGUUUUCCUUUUUAGUGUUUAUACUAUUAAUUUGUAAGUUUUGGAUUUGUUUUUCAUAUGUUUGUUUUUGUGUUUUGUGUAUUGCUAUUUUUCGUUUUCUGUUUCUUGUUGUGUGGAAAAUAUUAAUAAAAUUUACUAUUUUUUUUAAAAAGAACGAUGUUAUGUGAGAGAUCCCUAGUUGGGGCAUUUUCACCAGGAGCUGAUGGGCUGGCAACUACCCUGCUCAGUUGCCACCAGCUGGUUUAAUGUCCCUUCCCUCUUCUCUCUCCCUAAGUCUCCAGCAACCCCAAAAGCAGCUCCUCUGUGCCCCCUGGGCCCCCCAUCUAUGUGGACCUGGCUUACAUCCCCAAUCACUGCAGUGGGAAGAACACGGACCAGGAAUUCUUCAAGAGGGUCCGGGCCUCCUACUACGUCAUGAGCGGCAACGACCCAGGCAGCGGGGAGCCCAGUCGCACAGUGUUGGACGCCCUCCUGGAAGGGAAGGCCCAGUGGGGGGAGAACCUGCAGGUAUGGGCUGGGCUGGCUUCUCUGUGGAGCCAGUGGGGGGAGGAGAGGGCGAGAGUUUGCAAGCAUGCCUAAGGGCUACAGCAGAGCAUGGCUCAUGGAGAGCUUACUUUCUCUGCAAAGUAUGACUUCUCAGUGCAACAAGAACUGGUCACUUGAAGGGAAACUGCCUAGGUCAGUCCUGGCAAGCCACCAGGCAAGCCAGUGCUCAGCUACUGCUUGGUCUCAUCUGGCCAGGAAGGCAUUGUCUCCAUUGGCCCACCCAGCCACCUCUCCUUGGCCUAGAAUAAUUCUGAGCCAAGUCCAAAGAGGGAGGCCCACUCACCUCCACCAGAUCUGCUCCAGCUGCUGGAAAAAUUAGCUCCAGCCUGCUCCUUUGACCCAACCCUGCAGCAAACCUCCUUCUGCCUCUGCAAGGGAUGCUCUAUUAACCAGAGGUAGCUGCCUUGUUUCCUGGCCCUGCUGUGAUUGGCCAGAGCACCAGGGAAACCCCUUCCCAGCCUGUCUCUUGUGCUUCCUCAGGUGACUCUCAUCCCAACACACGACACGGAAGUGACCCGGGAAUGGUACCAACAGACCCACGAGAAGCAGCAGGAGCUAAGCAUCAUGGUCCUGGCCAGCAGCAGCACAGUGGUGAUGCAGGAUGAGUCCUUUCCUGCAUGCAAGAUCGAGUUCUGAGGCCCCCCUGGCUGCAGCAGCGCGUCUCAUCCGUCCAUCCGCCUUCCCCACCCCCCCUCCAUGCAGCACUGGGAGAUCCAUCUACUCACAGCGCAAGUCUCCUUCCUGUCCCAAAUGUGGUCUGGAUUUGCUGGGCACAUGCUGCCUGCACAUGGCUCUUGUUUGCCACCAUGCCCAGGACGUGUCCAUCAUGCCUGGAUGUGUGUGGAGUGGAGGGACCCUCUUGGGAGCUGCUUCACUUUUCCAGAUUUAUUUUGCUGCCUCCGUCAUUGCUGUAGAAUAAUUCAGCUGCUUUGAUGCUGCUUGCGAAAGCGCUGCCCCCCCUCCCCGCUUCCUUGCCUGAGGGCUCUUCUGCAGGGUCAGACCUCCAGAACUUUGUCCGACUUAGCCCACGGGGUAGCUUCAGAUGGAAGCAGCACAAGAGACCAGUAAAAAGGAGGAUGAGAGCAGGAAGAGAAAGAGAGACACCAUUCCUCAGCCUCUCAGGUGUGAAGUGAGAACUGAGCUGGGAGGAGGAGGAGGAAGAGGAGAUGAUGACACAGAAAAGUGGAAACCGGCUUGCUUGCCCCCCAACACUCUGCCAAAGCUGUGCUGGAAAAAGACUCCAGCCUGGCGCACCAAGGAGUACAUUGCAGAGAAGCCCUUCAGCUCUGCAGUCAGAAUAUGCCAAAUACUGCAUCUUCAGCAGUGCCAGAGGUGAAGCUGGCCCCUGCCAAGUGACUCUGCCCCUUGGAGGAGGAUCAUGUUUAUAAAGUCCCAGUAUUUCCCUGUGAGCAAAGUGGCUAGAAGGGGGGGGGAAAUUGGGGUAGGUGGGUGGGGACUGGAUCCCUCUGGGGAUGGAGCUGGCACUGCUACACAUACAAGGACAUCCUUUUCUCCCGUUUGCUAGAACUGAGGGCCAAGCCAAGUGAAGGGGGUGUUUGCAGGCUCUUCCUCCAGCUCCCCGCAUGCACUGCCAUUCUCCUUGCAGCUAUUGCACAUAGCAUUAGAGGCCCUUCAAGCUGUCAGCAGCCAGUGAGGGCCCCCGUUUUCGUCCUCUGUGCUGCUGGCAAAGCCAGGGCUGAUGUCCCAGCACAUUGUAGCCACAGGGAGGGAGGGGGCAGAGCACACUUGAGAAGUCACAAAUCAUGGGUGUGAAGCUUUGGGCAAGCUCUGAAAAAGGCUUACAGAGUCUUUGGGUGUGGCUCUUGGUCUAGGAAAGAAUGUGCUCAGCCCUCUUAGCUGGUCUAAAUUGUUCCUGCCAUCAGACUGGCAAAAAAGGAAAAAAGGAAAGAAAAAGUGGAGCUGGGGAGAAUCCCAUAGGAACUAUUUUUCUGGUCACUUGUCUAUAUAUUUAUUUUGGGUUUCUUUGGGUUGUAAUUGGAACUGACCUUUUAUUGGAACUGUGUAUGUUAUUUUGUGUGAGUGUGUGUGUGUGUGUGUGUGUUUAAAAUAUUUUUACUGUGAGCUGCCAUCACCACACUGAAGGCUUCUGGGUUUCAGGGCACAGGGUAAACAUCACAUUUCUAAAUGCAGUAAGCUUGACAGAUGAUAGACAAGCCCCUGCCCCCCUGCCUUCCCCCUGGCAUUUGGUUCUGCAGCCUCCAGGGGCUCAGUUCCAUGCUCCAGCUCCCUGCCCGGCAGGAAGGGGCCCAGCAAGCCCAAUUGUUGCUUUCCUGUUGAGCUUAUCCAUUGUGGUUUGGGUCUUGGACUUGCCCUCAUGGCUUGUGCUGAGGCAGCAGCCAGAGACCAGUGCCUACAAGCCAUGUACACUCAGGCCCAGCAGCAGAGGUGGUGGGUCCCUGGGCCUGGACAGACAAGCUGCUGCGCUAACCCACCUAUGAAUGUGUCUAUCUUAAAACUUGAAGCAGGGGCCAGUGGGAUUUAGACCCACUGCUCCAUCAGAGGAGAAAGUACUUCAGGGGAAUAUCUUCCCCCACAUCCCUCCCCACCCCAUGGUUACUCAAUGAUCUGCUCUCCACAACCCCAAUUUCCCCACCCAACCAGCUUGAGUCCUUCCCCAAAAUUUGUAGUUUUGAAGCUGGCUUCAGCAUCUCCCUUCUUCACGUUCUAUGGCAAACCUUGUAAAAACUGCUGUUUAUAAUGCACCCAGACUGAGCUCCAUUAGCAAUCCCACCACCACCCACCCAGAGGGACCGGUGGGGAGCCCAGGAAAGAAAUGACGAGAAAGACAUUGAGCUCCUGCUUCUGCUUGUUCCUGCAUGGGGGCCCCAGCACGCAAUUCCUCCUCUGCUGCGUCAUGCUCAUGGGGACCUUUCUCAAAGGCAGCAGCGGCGAGAAGGACUUUAAGGCCAGCUCCCGUUGCUACUGAAUGUUGUAUAAAUAGAGCCCAGUGCUCCCCCCGCCAUCCUCCUCUCCUCCAUGUUAUGUACAAUCCAAGGUCCUGAGUUUCCUCUUCCCCCCUCCCCUCGCAUUUCUGUGUGCAACUCUCUGUAAUUCUAAUGAUUGUAAAUGGAGGGGCCUGCACUAACCAAUAAAGCCACAUUAACUGCGACUCAGAA